Molecule: messenger RNA, 939 nt
Organism: Fusarium pseudograminearum CS3096
Lineage: Eukaryota; Fungi; Ascomycota; Sordariomycetes; Hypocreales; Nectriaceae
Exons: 2
Coding region: 1-939 (312 amino acids)
Source: RefSeq, a predicted model, not a curated record
AUGGCACCCGAAGCCUCUUCUCAAACGGACAACGCGCCGCCAACAUCACCUAACCCUGCUUUCCCUCCGAAUGCUCAACAUCCUGCCCAGACGUUCGACCAGCAACAACAAUCGCAGCAGCAACAGGCCGGAUUCCAGCAGGAUCCUCGAAGCUAUGGUCCUGCCUUUGCGCCCUACCCACAACAGCAGCAGCAGCAGCCACCUAUUCCACCACAAUGGACCCCUCCUCGAGUCCAAGAGACCAAGGGUUGGAUGAUCACCAAGUUGGCGCUUCACGGUAUCGACAUUGCUACAUGCAUUGUUGGUCUGGCUCUCACGGGUGCUUUGAAGAACGUUGAGACCCUCGGCUUGGUGGCGGUCGGCGCUUGCCCUCUGUUUGUCAUGGCUAUAAUCUGGGAUAUCGCAGAACUCCUCACUCGAUUUGGACGUAAGUGGAAGGCUGGCAUUCAUCCUGGCGCCCACGUCGCUAUUCAUCUGUUCAUCUGGCUCGGUGCCGCUAUCGUUGGUGGUCUGGAGAGCACUUUCAGCGCUUACUACACCUCCUUCGACUACCUUGAUGAGGAUUGCGAAUACAACCGUAAAGAGAGGCGAUAUGUUUGUACGAGCAGCGAAGGCGUUGCCAGCAAGCAAUCGCUUUUUGUCGCACUGUCAGUCUUCACCUGUCUUCUCUGGCUCUGGCAGUUCGUUCUCUUCGUCGGUGCCUGUAUCGAUACACAAAAGCGAAACGCUGCUUUGAGGAAGCCCGUCGUGGUAUGGGGUGGUCCUCCUUACUGGGGACCCGGAACACAGGGUUUCCAGCAGAUGCCUCAGUACUACGCAGCUCCUCAGGGACAGGGCUUUCCCAUGCAGACCUGGACACCACCACAGAACGCUCCUGGAAAUAGCAAGGAGGCAGCGACUACGACUCAACCUCAACCCGCAGCAGAGCGAUAUGCUUAA